Molecule: messenger RNA, 2659 nt
Organism: Alosa alosa (allis shad)
Lineage: Eukaryota; Metazoa; Chordata; Actinopteri; Clupeiformes; Clupeidae
Gene: nadsyn1
Product: NAD synthetase 1
Exons: 1
Coding region: 279-2384 (701 amino acids)
Biological process (GO): NAD+ biosynthetic process
Cellular component (GO): cytoplasm
Molecular function (GO): NAD+ synthase (glutamine-hydrolyzing) activity; ATP binding; glutaminase activity
Source: RefSeq, a predicted model, not a curated record
AGGGUGGCCUAUGGGGACCACUAGUCUUAAAAGAGGAGGUCGCAAACGUGCUACAAAAGUAUGCUACAAUAAAAACAGUCCUACAUGAAACCAAGUAGUAUGUGGAAAGAGUGCCACAGCUUAAAUCAGUGCGACUUCAAAAAGUUGUGUUUCCUCACGGAUGGAUAGGAACCAACGCACCUUCUGUGGUCGGAAGUGAUGUGUCUGGACGGAUGUUGAAAGAGUUGCGAGAGCGUAAAGUUCAAAGACAAGUUCAAGUGAAGUAGCGAGGAAACGAAAUGGGUCGCAAAGUUACAUUAGCAACGUGCUCACUGAAUCAAUGGGCCUUAGAUUUUGAAGGGAACUUGUCAAGAAUAUUGAAAAGUAUCGAAAUAGCCAAGUCUAAUGGAGCGAAAUAUAGACUGGGCUCAGAACUGGAGAUUUGUGGGUAUGGUUGUGCAGACCACUUUUAUGAGUCGGACACGGUACUCCACUGUUUUGAGGUGCUUAGGGAACUUCUUGAAUCACCAGUGACCCAAGAUAUAAUUUGUGAUGUAGGCAUGCCCGUUAUGCAUCGCAAUGUUCGUUACAAUUGCAGAGUAAUUUUUCUAAACAAGAAGAUCCUUCUUAUCCGUCCAAAAAUUAACCUGGCAAAUUAUGGCAACCACCGUGAGUUACGCUGGUUUUCUCCUUGGACUCAGCCCAGGCAUGUUGACGAGUAUUAUCUACCAAGGAUGAUCCGGGAUGUCACUGAUCAAGCAUCUGUUCCAUUUGGAGAUUGUGUGCUCUCGACUGUUGACACAUGUCUUGGCACUGAAAUGUGUGCGGAAAUGUGGGAUCCGAAAAGCCCUCACAUAGAUAUGGGUUUAGAUGGUGUUGAAAUCUUCACUAACGCCUCAGCCAGUAAUCAUGAGUUACGAAAGGCAAACCAGAGGGUGGAUUUAGUCAAGUCCGCCACAAGUAAGAGUGGGGGUAUUUACCUGUAUGCCAAUCAGAAGGGGUGUGAUGGGGACCGGCUUUAUUAUGAUGGAUGUUGUUUGAUUGCCAUCAAUGGAGACAUUGUUGCCCAGGGACGUCAGUUUUCUUUGGAUGAUGUGGAGGUUUUGUGUGCCACUCUCGAUCUGGAGGAUGUCCGAAGCUAUCGUGGAGAACAUUGUCAUCCACACAUAGUUUACGAUCACAAAUCAUACCAUAGGGUAAAUGUAGACUUUUCCCUUUCAGACUGUAAGGAUAUCUCCCUUCUCACACACCAGCCUGCUGAAUGGCAGUUCCACAGCCCAGAGGAAGAGAUCAGUCUUGGCCCUGCAUGUUGGUUGUGGGACUAUUUAAGGAGAAGUGGCCAGGCUGGUUUCCUCCUUCCUCUAAGUGGCGGAGUGGAUAGUUCCUCUACUGCCUGUAUUGUCUACUCAAUGUGUGUGCUUGUGUGCAAUGCUGUGAGGGACAACAAUAUCCAAGUGCUGCAGGAUGUCCAGCGAGUGGUGGGUGAUUUCACUUACAAACCAGAAGACCCUCGAGAGCUGUGCAAGCAUCUCUUCACAACCUGUUAUAUGGCUAGUGAGAACUCCUCUGAAGAUACCCGUGGUCGAGCUAGAGAGCUCGCAAUGCAAAUCGGCAGCAACCACGUGAAUAUCAACAUUGACAUGGCAGUGAAAGGCUUGCUGGGCAUAUUCUCCAUUGUGACUGGAAGAAUGCCACAGUUCCGCGCCAAUGGGGGAAGUACUCGAGAGAACUUGGCGUUGCAGAAUGUCCAGGCUCGCGUCAGAAUGGUCCUUGCCUACCUUUUUGCCCAACUCAGUCUAUGGGCCCAUGGUAAACCUGGUGGUCUACUGGUUUUAGGCUCUGCCAACGUGGAUGAAAGUUUGUCAGGCUACUUCACUAAGUAUGAUUGCUCCAGCGCUGAUAUCAAUCCCAUCGGAGGUAUUAGUAAAAUGGAUCUGAAGAAUUUCUUGCAGUAUUGCACCGAACACUUCCAACUUUCUGCACUAAGGAGGAUUCUGGCUGCGCCGCCUACAGCCGAGCUGGAGCCGCUGAUGAAUGGCCAGGUAUCACAGACCGAUGAGGCCGACAUGGGCAUGACCUACACAGAGCUGUCCGUUAUAGGGAGGCUCAGAAAGAUAUCAAGAUGUGGACCUUACAGCAUGUUUUGCAAGCUGAUUGAAUUGUGGAGAGAGACUUGUUCCCCCUCUCAGGUGGCUAUUAAAGUGAAGCAUUUUUUCAGAAUGUACUCUGUAAAUAGACACAAAAUGACCACAGUCACACCAUCAUAUCAUGCUGAGAGCUACAGCCCUGAUGAUAACCGCUUUGACCUGCGACCCUUUUUGUACAACAUACAAUGGUUGUGGCAAUUCCGCAGAAUCGACAACAAGGUAUCUGAUGUGGAGUUAGGAUAUGGAUCAAACUUCUGAUUUCAGUCUGUUUUCAACAUAGACCUUUGACGCAGAGUGGAUUGUAUGGCCAUAUAAUGAAUAUUCUCUAUGAAAUGUCCAGACCUGUCGUUACGUUUUCACUAAUCUCAAACAUUGUUUUUAAAACAAGAAUAGUCCUGGUUAUAGGUUUGUUGUUUCAGUGUAAACCUACUAAGUACAUUAUCUGAUACAUAGCCUACUUUAUGAGACUGUAAUGUGAAACAUGUGCAUGUGUUUGUGACAGACUUUCUAGUAAAAUUAAAUAAUUAUUGAAA